Messenger RNA from Durusdinium trenchii, 1067 nucleotides. NCBI's taxonomy places the organism in Eukaryota, Dinophyceae, Suessiales, Symbiodiniaceae. The record is from the annotation of a GenBank genome assembly.
UCGGAACUUGGCCGCAUCAUCCCUCCAAUGAAGUCUUGGCAUCCUGUCGUGCAGGGAAAAUAGAGCCAUGCCAACAUGCCAAGCCGCAGCCGGCCCAGAAAAGAGUCCUCCGGCAUAUGCAAUCCCAAGCUGAAGAAGCUGAAGCUCUUGCACAUCACAAAGAAUGCUGGAACUGCCCUUGAGAAGUUGGGCAAAGAACUUGGAAUGAAGUGGGGGAAACAGUGGAAAGAGCUGCAAAUUCACCGUGGGAAGCUUCAUCCACCUCAUGCUGGACGCUUGCGGUCAGAAUGGUGGCAUGUCCCUCCUCAAUUCUUUGUGGAAGACCCCUACAGUGGCUAUGUGCCUUUUGCUGUAGUUCGUUGUCCCUACACGCGAGCGAUUAGUGAGUUUCGAUGUUGCUGGAAGGGGUACUGUGCGCCCGUGGGAAUGGAUGAAACCAAGAAGUGCCGCCGGAAAGAGGCAACCUCUUUGGACUUGAACCGAUGGUUGCAACAGAAGCUGAGCCCGAAAGCAAUACAACCACCUUACCAAAAUGCCCACUUCAUACCGCAGCACUUGUACAUUUUCGAUGCAGAAGGCAAACCCUACGUGGCCAAGGAGAACCUCGUGCGAUUCGAGCACUUAACAGAAGACCUCGCAAAGCUAGGUGUGCACCAUGGUAUUGAUUUUCCUCCACUUCCUCGAGUUAACGAGUCAGAGAUGCCCAAAUUUUCAGUUGAGGAUCUUGAUCAAGUCACCAGAGAUUUGAUAGAAUCAGGAUUUGCAAAGGACUUUGACCUCUUAGGCUUCCAACGGCUUGAUCCGACACGCUCUGGCAAAGGGCCAUUACAUGCCGAUCACUGAAGAGCUUGGCAUCUCGGUCAACACUCUCUUGGCAGCUGGGCCACAACUCCUAUGUGUGUUGUGCCGGAAGGAGCUGCGCAUCUUUUUUGCGAGCAGCUGCGCAGAUGCUGAAGGGCUUCGUACCACGGGGCUCGUGCAAACCGAGCGAGAUCGGCUGUGAGGCAGGUUUGGCGAACGCGGCAAAGACUUGGUCCAUGGCGACCAGAUUUGUAAGCUGCAAAAAU